AUGGGACAUCUGGAGAUAAUACUAGUAUUAACAUGGAUAACAGGUUGCUUUACCAUAGACAACAAUGCAAAUAGAUUUGACGUGACAGAGAGAGAUGCAGCGUUGGCCUCUUGUGAUUUCAACCAAAAUGAAGAACCGUUCUGCAUCUUCCAACAAGACCCUGCAGAUAAUGGUGACUGGACGCGUCACAGUGGACCCACCCCAACCCCAGGCACUGGACCUGAUGGAGACUAUCCGGAUGGAACUGGCUAUUACAUAUAUCAUGAGGCUGACAACUCCGUAAAUGGACAGAAAGUACGCCUUCUCAGCCCAGUUAUUACUAGCGGACCUUCUGAGAUCUGUGUACAGUUCUACUACUACAUGUAUGGCUCUGACAGCAGUAACACCCUGACUGUGUUUGCCAAACGUCCCGGCUCUGAGGAACAAAUGUGGCAAAAAACUGGGAUACAGAGCCCGUCAUGGCUUGGAGCCUCUGUCACUGUGACCAUACCAGCUGGACAGACUGCUCAGAUUGUGUUUCAAGCAAUGCGUGGGCUCUCCUCAUCAUGUGACACUGCCCUGGAUAACAUUGUCAUCACUGAGGGAGCCUGUGCUGGCUGUAUAGCUGGGUGUGAUUUUGAUGAUGAUGAAUGCGGCUGGACGAAUGUGGUACCUAAUGAUGACAUUUUUGGUUGGGAGUUAUGGACUGGACAGACAGAUACACCAGGCACUGGCCCUGAUGAUGACUUCUCCAAACCAGGAUUGGGGUCAUACCUGUUAAUGGACUCCAGCUUUAGCAUUGAAGGAGAAUCCGCUCAGCUCUGGAGCCCCUCUACCUCAGCCUCUGGUUGCCUACAGCUGGACUUCCAUUACUACAUGUAUGGCAGUGCCACCAACAUGGAGCUAAAUGUCCAUGCAGUCACCACCGGUGGAGCACUUGGAGCCCCUAUUUUCAGCCUCAAAGGAAAUCAAGGUCAGGGCUGGAAGCCUGCAAGCGUUCGCUACAUUGGUUUAGCUGAUUCAGUGGAGUUUGUAAUUGUAGGUGUUUAUGGUGAAACAGACAAGACAGAUAUUGCAAUUGAUAGUGUCUGCAUUACCGCUUGUACAGCAACUCCAACAACACCUAAGCCAUCCCCACCCCAACCCACUACACCUAAACCAUCAACACCACAACCCACUUCACCUAAACCAACGACACCAGGUCCAUCAUCUCCUAAUCCAUCUACACCCCAACCCACUUCACCUAAACCAACGACACCAGGUCCAUCAUCUCCUAAUCCAUCUACACCCCAACCUACUUUACCUAAACCAACGACACCAGGUCCAUCAUCUCCUAAUCCAUCUACACCCCAACCCACCUCACCAACGACACCAGGUCCAUCAUCCCCUAAUCCAUCUACACCCCAACCCACUACACCCAAACCAACAACACCAGGUCCAUCAACUCCUAAACCAACAACACCUAAGCCAACUACUCCAGGACCAACACCACCAGUGAACUGCCCUCCAGACUCUGAGUACAUUGAUUGCGGCCCAGCCUGUAUUCCUACCUGCACAGAACCCUCCACCAACUGCUCUGGUUCUUGCAUCAGCGGCUGCUUCUGUAAACCAGGAUUUGUUUUCCGUGGCCGACGCUGUGUUCCUAUUGAGCAGUGUGGAUGUCUGGAUGAAGAAAACAAUUACUUUGAGCCUGGUGAGAUCAUAUUUGGAGAUGGCUGUUCCAAGUUGUGUCGCUGCGCUGGCAACUACACUUUCGACUGUGUGGAUAACACCUGUGACCCUGUGACGGAAGAAUGUCGGGAGUUUGGUGGAGUGCACGGCUGCUACCCUAAAGGAACCUCCACCUGUAUUGCCUCUGGUGACCCCCAUUAUAACACCUUUGAUAACCGGCGCUAUGACUUCAUGGGAAACUGUUCUUACCUGAUGUCCGAAACUUGUAACAGCACAGACGUGCCUUACUUCGCUGUGUACACAGACAAUGAGAACCGCUACAACAAUCCUCAUAUCAGCUAUGUAAAAGCAGUUCAUGUCCAUGCGCUGGGAGUCGUAGUGUCUGUUCUGAAAGGAGGAACUGUUCAAGUCAAUGGUACCAAUGUGAACAUUCCUCUGAGUCCUGUCAGUGGUGUUGACAUUUUUAUGUCUGGCAAGCACUACACAGUGGCCUUGAACUUUGGAGUAACCGUACGUUAUGACGGAAACCACUAUAUGGACAUUAAAGUUAUCAAGGACUAUGAGGACAAACUUUGUGGACUGUGUGGGGACUACAACGGAGACCCUCAGAAUGACUUCCAGACUCCAACUGGUGAACUGGCCCAAAGCCCCAAUGACUUCGGCCACAGCUGGAACACAGACCCUGAGUGUAACAAGCCAGAGGUUGGCCCAUCCCCUGGGUGUACAGAUGCUGAGCAGGAGUUGUAUGAAGGGCCUGCUUACUGUGGUAUCAUAUUGGACAGCAAUGGCCCAUUCGCUGCUUGCCAUCCAAAAGUCAACCCCAAUGGUUUCUUCCAAGACUGCUUGUUUGAUGUUUGUGAGCUGGAUGGUGCUCAUUCUGCUUUGUGUGAAGCAAUAGAGUCAUACGUCAAUGAAUGUCAGGACCGUGGAGUUACAAUUGGACCCUGGAGAAACAGCACCUUCUGUCCUCUGAAAUGCCCACCCAACAGUCACUUUGAAUCAUGCGCACCAGUUUGCCAGCCUUCCUGCCGUCCAUUUCCACCAAGUCAGUGUAUCGGGCCUUGUUCUGAAGGAUGUGUUUGUGACCCUGGAUAUAUCCUCAGUGCUGGCCAGUGCGUGAAAGAAGAAACAUGUGGUUGCAGCUAUAAUGGAAAUUAUUAUAAGCCAGGUGAAGAGUUCUACACUAAGGACUGUGAAGUACUGUGUAAGUGCGACCCCCCAUUUGUUUCCUGUAAAGCUGCCGACUGCCCACCAAUGGAACAAUGUGGAGUACAGGGUGGUGUAAUUGGGUGUUAUCCACAAGAAUCUCAAGACUGUAUUAUCUCUGGUGAUCCUCAUUAUAACACUUUCGAUGGCAAAUACUACAGCUACAUGGGCACUUGCACCUACACUCUGGCCCGCACCUGCCAAAACAACACUGGCCCCUGGUUCUCCAUAGAGGGUAAGAAUGAAGAGAGAGGAGUUUCUGGUGUUUCUUACCUGAGGAAACUAUACGCGACUGUUGAUGGCAUCGCUGUGACACUGAUGAAAAACAAGAGAACUCUGGUGAAUGGACUCAGGGUGUCUCUUCCUCACUCCCCCUCUCCGCUCAUUUCGCUGUCUCUUGCUGGACAAUAUGUUAUCCUCACAACUCCAUUCGGCCUGGAGGUGCAGUGGGACGGCAACCAUUACGCCAAGAUCUCGGUUCCUAGUUCCUACUAUGACCAGAUGUGCGGCCUGUGCGGGGACUACGAUGGAAACCCCAAUAAUGAUUUCACUAAGCCGGAUGGCUCCCAAACGGACAGCUCCAAUCAGUUUGGUGACAGCUGGCAAACUGAUGAGGAUGAGGAUGCAACGUGCAAGCCGGACCCCGGGCCUCAACCACCCUGCGAUCCUGAGCUGGAGGGUGUCGUGUCAAACUCAGAGAACUGUGGAAGAAUAACUGACACAAACGGAGCAUUUAGGGACUGCAUAAAUGUGGUGGACCCCUUGCCUUUCUUCCAGAGCUGUGUGUUUGAUAUGUGCCGUUAUCAGGGACUACAGCAGGUCCUUUGUGACCAGCUUCAGGCUUACACUGAUGCUUGCCUGAGUGCAGGUGCUCCUGUCCAUCAGUGGAGGGAGCCAGACUUCUGCCCUCUGGAAUGCCCUCCAAACAGCCAUUACUCCAUAUGUGUGAGCUCCUGUCCGGAGACAUGUCUGGGUAUCAAUGGACCACCGGGCUGCAGUGAGAAGUGUGUUGAAGGCUGUGAGUGUGACCCUGGCUUUAUCCUCAGUGACAACAAAUGUGUUCCUCUUAAAGACUGCGGCUGUUUGGACUCCUCAGGCUCCUACCAUCCAGUAAAUGAGAGCUGGUAUCUGGAGGGCUGUACACAGAAGUGUACAUGUGAGGGUGGAGGAAUUAUUCACUGUUACAACACUAGCUGUCUUCCUACUGAGAGCUGCCAACUUCAAGAUGGAGACUAUGUCUGCACACCAAGUGUGAAUCCAUCUACACCCCAACCCACUACACCUAGACCAACUACUCCAGAACCAACACCACCAGUGAACUGCCCUCCAGACUCUGAGUACAUUGAUUGCGGCCCAGCAUGUAUUCCUACCUGCACAGAACCCUCCACCAACUGCUCUGGUUCUUGCAUCAGCGGCUGCUUCUGUAAACCAGGAUUUGUUUUCCGUGGCCGACGCUGUGUUCCUACUGAGCAGUGUGGAUGUCUGGAUGAAGAAAAUAAUUACUUUGAGCCUGGUGAGAUCAUAUUUGGAGAUGGCUGUUCCAAGUUGUGUCGCUGUGCUGGCAACUACACUUUCGACUGUGUGGAUAACACCUGUGACCCUGUGACGGAAGAAUGUCGGGAGUUUGGUGGAGUGCACGGCUGCUACCCUAAAGGAACCUCCACCUGUAUUGCCUCUGGUGACCCCCAUUAUAACACCUUUGAUAACCGGCGCUAUGACUUCAUGGGAAACUGUUCUUACCUGAUGUCCGAAACUUGUAACAGCACAGACGUGCCUUACUUCGCUGUGUACACAGACAACGAGAACCGCUACAACAAUCCUCAUAUCAGCUAUGUAAAAGCAGUUCAUGUCCAUGCGCUGGGAGUCGUAGUGUCUGUUCUGAAAGGAGGAACUGUUCAAGUCAAUGGUACCAAUGUGAACAUUCCUCUGAGUCCUGUCAGUGGUGUUGACAUUUUUAUGUCUGGCAAGCACUACACAGUGGCCUUGAACUUUGGAGUAACUGUACGUUAUGACGGAAACCACUAUAUGGACAUUAAAGUUAUCAAGGACUAUGAGGACAAACUUUGUGGACUGUGUGGGGACUACAACGGAGACCCUCAGAAUGACUUCCAGACUCCAACUGGUGAACUGGUCCAAAGCCCCAAUGACUUCGGCCACAGCUGGAACACAGACCCUGAGUGUAACAAGCCUGAGGUUGGCCCACCCCCAGGGUGUACAGAUGCUGAGCAGGAGUUGUAUGAAGGGUCUGCUUACUGUGGUAUCAUAUUGGACAGCAAUGGCCCCUUUUCUGCUUGCCAUCCAAAAGUCAACCCCAAUGGUUUCUUCCAAGACUGUCUGUUUGACGUUUGUGAGCUGGAUGGUGCUCAUUCUGCUUUGUGUGAAGCAAUAGAGUCAUACGUCAAUGAAUGUCAGGACCGUGGAGUUACAAUUGGACCCUGGAGAAACAGCACCUUCUGUCCUCUGAAAUGCCCACCCAACAGUCACUUUGAAUCAUGCGCACCAGUUUGCCAGCCUUCCUGCCGUCCAUUUCCACCAAGUCAGUGUAUCGGGCCUUGUUCUGAAGGAUGUGUUUGUGACCCUGGAUAUAUCCUCCAGACUCCAACUGAAUCUCAAGACUGUAUUAUCUCUGGUGAUCCUCAUUAUAACACUUUCGAUGGCAAAUACUACAGCUACAUGGGCACUUGCACCUACACUCUGGCCCGCACCUGCCAAAACAACACUGGCCCCUGGUUCUCCAUAGAGGGUAAGAAUGAAGAGAGAGGAGUUUCUGGUGUUUCUUACCUGAGGAAACUAUACAUGACUGUUGAUGGCAUCACUGUGACACUGAUGAAAAACAAGAGAACUCUGGUGAAUGGACUCAGGGUGUCUCUUCCUCACUCCCCCUCUCCACUCAUUUCGCUGUCUCUUGCUGGACUAUAUGUUAUCCUCACAACUCCGUUUGGCCUGGAGGUGCAGUGGGACGGCAACCAUUACGCCAAAAUCUCAGUUCCUAGUUCCUACUAUGACCAGAUGUGCGGCCUGUGUGGGGACUACGAUGAAAACCCCAAUAAUGAUUUCACUAAGCCGGAUGGCUCCCAAACGGACAGCUCAAGUCAGUUUGGUGACAGUUGGCAAACUGAUGAGGAUGAGGAUGCAACGUGCAAGCCGGACCCUGGGCCUCAACCACCCUGCGAUCCUGAGCUGGAGGGUGUCGUGUCAAACCCAGAGAACUGUGGAAGAAUAACUGACACAAACGGAGCAUUUAGGGACUGCAUAAAUGUGGUGGACCCGUUGCCUUUCUUCCAGAGCUGUGUGUUUGAUAUGUGCCGUUAUCAGGGACUACAGCAGGUCCUUUGUGACCAGCUUCAGGCUUACACUGAUGCUUGCCUGAGUGCAGGUGCUCCUGUCCAUCAGUGGAGGGAGCCAGACUUCUGCCCUCUGGAAUGCCCUCCAAACAGCCAUUACUCCAUAUGUGUGAGCUCCUGUCCGGAGACAUGUCUGGGUAUCAAUGGACCACCGGGCUGCAGUGAGAAGUGUGUUGAAGGCUGUGAGUGUGACCCUGGCUUUAUCCUCAGUGACAACAAAUGUGUCCCUGUUAAAGACUGCGGCUGUGUGGACUCCUCAGGCUCCUACCAUCCAGUAAAUGAGAGCUGGUAUCUGGAGGGCUGUACACAGAAGUGUACAUGUGAGGGUGGAGGAAAUAUUCACUGUUACAACACCAGCUGUCUUCCUACUGAGAGCUGCCAACUUCAAGAUGGAGACUAUGGCUGCAAACCACUUGGUACAGGCAUUUGCUCAGUUUCUGGUGACCCUCAUUAUAACACCUUUGAUGAUAAAGUACAUCACUUCAUGGGUGCCUGUUCCUACACUCUCACUAAGCCCUGUAAUGAGACCUCAGGCUUGCCAUACUUUUCUGUGCAGACACAGAACGAGCACAGAGACAAUAAUAAGAAAGUGUCUUAUGUAAGAUCUGUCAUCAUCAAUGUGCAUGACACAACCAUCAUUUUGGGCAAGGGGCGCAAAGUUCAGGUGAAUGGAGUUCAGGUCACUGUGCCUGUCACACUGUCAAAUAGUGUUAAGAUCUUCCUAAGUGGCAAAUUUGUGGUGCUUGAGACAGACUUCGGAUUGCGUGUCCGUUUUGAUGGAAACCAUCAUGCAGAUGUCACCUUGCCUUCGUCCUACAGCAGACUGUUAUGUGGACUCUGUGGAAAUUAUAAUGGUAAUCCUAAUGAUGACAACAUCAAGUCAGAUGGAAUGCCAACAGACAGCACCAAUGAGCUCGGAGAAAGCUGGCAGGUUCCUGACGACAGACCAGAUUGUACUCAUGGUGGAGGAGACAUUGAAUGUGAUGACAAGAUCGAGAGUGAAGCACAGAAACCUACUAGCUGUGGCAUGAUCACCGACCCCAAUGGAAUCUUCAAGCCAUGUCAUGAAGUGGUGCCUCCCAAUCCUUACUUUGAGAACUGUGUGUUUGAUCAGUGUGGCACUGGUGGCGCCACAGUGGCACUGUGCCAAGCUAUUCAAAGCUAUGCUGACCUGUGCGCUCAAGCUGGGGUGCCAAUUAACUGGAGGAAUAACACCUUCUGCCCUAUUAAAUGUCUGGUUGGUAGUCACUAUGAGCCGUGUGGUUCAGCCUGUCCAGCCAGUUGUCAGGACCCUGGAUCUGAAGGCACCUGCUUUGAGCCCUGUGUUGAGGGAUGUGUGUGUGACCCUGGUUUUGUCCUCAGUGGGGACAAGUGUGUGCCCUUCAGCGAGUGUGGUUGCACUGACAAAGACAACAACUAUAGGCCUGUUGGAGACAGCUGGUUCACGAAGGAUGAUUGCACAGAGCGCUGUGUUUGUUCACCUUUCAAUACAGUGACAUGCGAGGCAUGGCAAUGUGGUCCCGCUCAGGAAUGUAAGGUCAAUGAUGGUGAACUAGGCUGUGUGAACACAGGAGUGGGCAUUUGUCACAUUGCUGGUGAUCCUCACUACUACACUUUUGAUGGCAUCAUGCACACCUACAUGGGUACCUGCACUUACACGCUGGUGGCGAUAUGCGACACCUCUAUGGUGACACCCUUCACCAUUGUGGCCAAAAACGAAGAGCGCGGCCAACCAGAAGCUUCGUAUGUUCGCUCUGUGACCGUCUACCUGCCCACUGCCAACAUCACCAUCAGCAAGAAUGGAAGAGUACUGGUGAAUGAACGCAGGAUAAAGACCCCCUAUGACAUCAGUUCAGCCAAGGCGCGGGUGUUCACCAGUGGAGUAAACACCGUACUGGACACUGACUUCGGCCUGAUUGUGAAGUUUGAUGGAGUGCACCAUAUUGAAAUCACAGUACCUGGAGACUAUUUCAACAAGGUAUGUGGAAUGUGUGGUAACUACAACGGAGAUUCCUCUGAUGACAACUUGAUGCCUGAUGGCAAACCAGCCAACAAUGCCACUGAACUUGGUAACAGCUGGAAGGCAGAGGGAGACAGUGAUCCUGGGUGCAAACCUGAUGAACGGCCUGAUGACAAACCCAACUGCGACAAGAAAGAGGAAGAAAUCUACAAGUCACAGUGUGCGGCGUCUAUCUUAUCUGAUCUCUUCAAGCCCUGUCACUCUCUCAUUCCUCCAGAAUCUUUCCUGGGGAACUGCAUCUAUGACAUGUGCGAGUAUGAUGGCAUGCAGUCGACUCUGUGCGAUAACAUUGAAGCUUACGCCCAGGCCUGUCAUAGCGCUGGAGUCACAAUCAGCUGGAGAAACAGCACCUUCUGUCCUCUCCCGUGCCCACCAAACAGUCAUUAUUCUGAGUGCACAGCACCAUGUCCUCCUACUUGUGCCGAUCUCUUCCCCGUAUUCUGCCCAUUACCCCCUAAUAGUUGUGUCGAAGGCUGCCAGUGCAAUGGAGGUUUUGUGCUAAGUGAUGGCAAGUGUGUUCCCCUCUCAAGCUGUGGAUGUGUUGACAGCAAUGGAGAGUAUCAUGAUGUGGGAGAUUCGUGGAUAACUGACCACUGUGAACAGAGGUGCAGCUGCAGCCUUGGAGGAGUGCUGUCCUGCACGUCCUUUGAAUGCAAUGACAACUCGAUCUGCGAUCUUGACAGCAAUGGAGACCGUUACUGCAAACCUGAGAAAUUCGAUGACUGCAAUAUUGCUGGGGACCCUCACUAUCGUACCUUUGACAGAUACAAUCACCACUACCAGGGAGCGUAUACCUAUGUAUUAACUCAGAGCACCACUCUGCCAAGCUCCCUCACCCCGUUCACAGUCCGCGGCAAAAACCAGCGGCAGGGAGGCAUCAGCCGGGUGUCACUCCUGCGCGAGGUCUAUGUGGACGUAUACGGCAUUACUGUUCGCAUGCAGCAGAAGAAGAAAGUGCUGGUCGAUGGAGAGAAAGUUGGUCUACCAUUCAGUCCUGUACGUGGAGUUAACAUAAAAACAAAGUCUCGCUAUGUGAUGCUCACAACUGACUUUGGCCUUUCUGUGCGCUUUGAUGGCAAUGCUCAAGCAGUGGUGACUCUACCAAGUGUAUACAGAUCCCGUGUGCUCGGUCUGUGCGGUAAUUAUGAUGGAAACAACCGUAACGAGUACACAAAACCAGACGGCACAGUUACCCGCAACCUCAAUGAGUUUGGAGACAGCUGGAGAGUGACUGACAGACAGGCGGGUCUUCGUACCACAUCUCUACCAAAGAUGGUGCACCUACACAAGCGUGAAGUGGAGGCCGACCCAGAUUCAGGGUUUGAUACGACAGGCUGCACAGAUGCUCUGCUGGAGGAGCUGAACGGGAAUAAAAUGUGUGGGGCUCUCAGCGACCCUGCUGGUCCUUUCACUCCCUGUCAUGCUGUGAUCGCUCCGGAUGUCUUCCAGGAGGAUUGUGUGUUUGACCUAUGCGCUGAGCAGGGCAGUGAAGAGCUGCGCUGUGAAAAUUACGCCGUCUACGCUCGGGCUUGCCAAGAUCUGGGUGUCACACUAGGGCUGUGGAGACAAGAACUGAAUUGCGGUCUGCAGUGUGGGCCCAACAGCACUUACUCCCCCUGUAUGACUCCAUGCCCGGCGUCCUGCGCAGACCUGGCGGCUCCCUCUGAGUGUGAGCAAACACAGUGUGUGGAGGGAUGUCAGUGCGCCUCCGGCUUUGUCAUGAGCGACCAAGACUGUGUGCCUUACAGCGAGUGUGGAUGCACUUACCUCGAUCGCUACUAUCAGCUGAAGGAGACAUUUGUGACAGAGGAUUGUUCACAGAGUUGUGAAUGUACUACCACUGGUGCUGUGUGUCAAACAAAGAGCUGUGGAGACAACGAGAUCUGCACUGUGUACGACACCAAACGCGACUGUUAUAAAUCGAGUCCAUGUUUGAGCUCGCCCUGUCAGAAUGACGGUACCUGUGUGGAUAAACCAGAUGGUUCUGGUUAUACCUGCACUUGCACUGAAGGUUUUGAGGGCACAAACUGUGAGGUCUUUAAAAUCCCCUCCGAGGGAGGCCUGGAUCAAACAGCUAUUAUCUUGAUCGGAGUCCUCGUGCCGCUUGGCGUCAUCCUCAUAGUCACAGCAACUGUGUGCAUUUACAAAAAGUGCAGCCGCAAAACGAUGAGUUACGAUUCAAAUAAGCAAUUUGAGCUGAACAAAAAGACAGAUCAUCCUUAUGAAACUCUAGAUGAGGGUAAGAAGCAGGGAACAGACAACAGUGUGCUGAAGGCUACUACAUUCUGAAGCAAAACCUCAGUUUUUUGACAACGAUUUGCUGACGAGAUUUUGUUUAUAUUUAUUCAUUUUAAAUGUCUUUGUGGAAUAUGUGAACUAACUGGCAAAACCUCUGUUAAUAUUUUACAUUUUUCAACUUUUCAG
Messenger RNA from Sinocyclocheilus anshuiensis, 10644 nucleotides. It is a transcript of the gene zanl, whose product is annotated as zonadhesin, like. Gene Ontology annotation, cellular component: extracellular matrix; membrane. Bases 1 to 10509 code for a protein of 3502 amino acids. The transcript has 68 exons. NCBI's taxonomy places the organism in Eukaryota, Metazoa, Chordata, Actinopteri, Cypriniformes, Cyprinidae. The record is from RefSeq and is a predicted model, not a curated record. Gene Ontology annotation, molecular function: protein binding.